CGCAAAUAACGACCAAUUUGUAAAAAUUUGGUUUCUUUAUUAAACUUUCAAUUGUUAAUCAACAAAUAACUUGUAUUUAAUAUAUUAAAUUGAACUUAUAUUACUUUUAUUAAAUAUUGUUGAAUACAAACAUUUGAUAAAUCAGAAUUAAGUUGUAUGACAAUCAGCGUAUCAAUACUUAGACCAAGUGCUUACAAUUUUAUAAAGUGGAUUGAUUGACAUUUCAUAAAUAUUAUAAAUCAUUGAAAUUAGUUUCAAAUAUUUAUUUAAACGUUGGCAUAAUUUGCAAACGUCUUCUACACAUUUAAAAGUUUAAUGGACUAUCCGGGAGCAAUGUAUGGUGCUACAGAAAAUCUUCAAGUUCAACCAGAAGUUCAGCAAUGGUUUGCUGCAGUAGAUAGAGAUGGUAGUGGCAAAAUAAGUGCAACUGAAUUAAAAGCAGCUCUUGCUAAUGGUCAAGGAGGAACUUUUUCUGACAGAGCAUGUAAUCUAAUGAUUGGAAUGUUCGAUAAAGAGAAAAAAGGCACAAUUGAUCUGAAUGAAUUCCAAGCUCUUUAUAAUUAUAUAAAUGCCUGGUUAGGUGUGUUUCGAGGUUUUGAUCAUGAUAACUCUGGAGCUAUUCAAGAAAAUGAACUUUCAGCAGCUUUUACUCAAAUGGGUUACCGAUUUAGUCCUGAAUUUAUAAAAUAUUUAAUUCAAAAAAGUGAUUUUAAUAAUCAUGAAAGUAUAACAGUUGAUCAAUUUAUCGUAUUAUGUGUUCAAAUUCAGAGAUUUACAGAGGCAUUUCGUAAUAGAGAUACUGAUCAAACAGGUGUAAUAAAUAUCGGCUUUGAAGAUUUUCUUAACGUAGCCCUUAGCUGCAGUAUUUAAUCAAGAUAAUUUUUAUUAAAAAAAUUCCAAGCUUCCUUUUAUCGUGUUACACAGCAAAUAAAUCUAUUUUUUAAAUGAA
Molecule: messenger RNA, 949 nt
Organism: Chelonus insularis
Lineage: Eukaryota; Metazoa; Arthropoda; Insecta; Hymenoptera; Braconidae
Gene: Pef
Product: Peflin
Exons: 4
Coding region: 316-870 (184 amino acids)
Biological process (GO): COPII vesicle coat assembly
Molecular function (GO): calcium ion binding
Source: RefSeq, a predicted model, not a curated record